This is a messenger RNA of Amborella trichopoda, 946 nucleotides long. Its product is annotated as SNARE-like superfamily protein. Lineage: Eukaryota; Viridiplantae; Streptophyta; Magnoliopsida; Amborellales; Amborellaceae. Gene Ontology annotation, biological process: intra-Golgi vesicle-mediated transport; retrograde vesicle-mediated transport, Golgi to endoplasmic reticulum; intracellular protein transport. The record is from RefSeq and is a predicted model, not a curated record. Gene Ontology annotation, cellular component: COPI vesicle coat.
UUGGUGUUCUCUGUGAACUUUACAUCAAAAUUUUGAUAGGACAUAGGUUAUGGUGGUGGGAAAGAUAAAAGAACAGAAGGGGUGUGGGAGGAGAGGGGAAACAUGGGUGGGACAAGGGCAGUAGCAGCAUGCCACACAGUGUCCAUUCUCCAUGUUAAGCCUUUGAACUAUGAAUUUCAUGGUGUUCCAGCUGAAGAACGGUUGCAUUGGAGGUCUUUUUUAGUUAAGCUUGGAGCAGAUAACUUGAAAGGUGCUAAGAAUGAAGACCUCUUUGUGGCUUCACACAAAUCUGUUUAUAUUGUUUAUGCUGUGCUCGGGGAUGUCUGCGUUUAUGUUGUCGGCAAGGAUGAGUAUGAUGAACUUGCAUUGGCAGAGGUCAUAUUUGCCAUAAUAUCAUCAGUUAAGGAUGUUUGUGGUAAGCCACCCACCGAGCGUAUAUUCCUAGACAAGUAUGGAAAGAUCUGCCUAUGCCUAGAUGAAAUUGUUUGGAAGGGGAUGCUUGAAAACACAGACAAGGAUAGAGUGAGAAGGCUGAUAAGAUUGAAGCCCCCUACUGAGAUUUAAGACAGACAAUAGGCUGUGUUCUGAUCUUGUAUGACCACAAAUGUGCUUGCAGUUCUAUAGUGUAACUUUACAAUUUUCAGCUGAGAAGAAAACAAUGUUUUACCCCACACACUCUUCCCCCACUUCAUUUUUUGGGUAAUUACUCCUCCCCCACUCCCCACUGGGUGUUUGAGGUUGAUUCUAAGUGCUUCAUCAUUUUUCAGUUUUUCCCGGUUUCAUUUUCUCAUUCUAGACAUUGCUGAACUAUAAAUUAUGGAAAUGUAUGCAAAAAGACCAUUGGCACAAGGAGAUCACAUUCUUUAUUGACCACCAGACGUGAAACCAAGUGGUUGGGGAUGUGUCAUUGAGUCGGUACAAAGUUCAAAAUAGAAUUUAUUAAUUA